AUGGCUGGCGAUGCCGUUAUGCCCCUUGUAGGCCGGAAAAUGAUGAGAAAGCUAGGUGGUAUAGCGAAUGAAAAUGCAGCGGCUGAGAUUUCAACCUUUGCACGUCGUCAGAUGGAGAUGAUGGGCUGGUCUGCUGGCAAAGGUCUGGGCAAGAAUGAGCAAGGCAUUACAUCGCACGUCAAGGUAAAGCGGCGAGAGGAGCUACAGGGUGUUGGUGCGGAAAAAGAGGAAAUGAAGGAACAGCAGAACCAAUGGUGGUACAAUGUUUAUGACCGCAUGGCUAGUAAGAUUGUAGUCGACACAUCAUUGGAAGAAGUGGAUCUAGACAAAGAAAAGAAGAAGACGAAGAAAGUGGUGAAAAAAGAUAAGAGAAAACGAAACGAGAAUAAAGGAGAAACAUAUCGAAUUCCUACAGAUGAAGAGCUGUUUGCUGCAACAGGUGGAAAACUUUUUGGACGUAGAGCGUAUGGAUCUUGCAAUGGAAAACUUCGACGGGAUGAGAUGCAGCUGAAGAAAGCAAAGACCCAAGAGAGCCAAGCACCGAUGACAACUACAUCUGGUAUUGGUGACGUUACAGAGAACGAAAAAGAAAGAAAACGGGUCAAGAAGGAAGCUAAGAAAUUGAAGAAGAAGAAGACAAAGAAAGCUGGAAAACGCAAAGAUUUGUGA
Messenger RNA from Peronospora belbahrii, 669 nucleotides. Lineage: Eukaryota; Oomycota; Peronosporomycetes; Peronosporales; Peronosporaceae. The record is from the annotation of a GenBank genome assembly.